Alnus glutinosa is the source of this 1347-nucleotide messenger RNA. RefSeq names its product fasciclin-like arabinogalactan protein 12. The coding region runs from base 208 to 1065 and encodes 285 amino acids. The record is from RefSeq and is a predicted model, not a curated record. Lineage: Eukaryota; Viridiplantae; Streptophyta; Magnoliopsida; Fagales; Betulaceae. The transcript has a single exon.
UCAUUCCUCCACCUUUCGAAGACAGAUAAGCUGCAAACAACUAUGGAUUUGCAACUAGAUUUGUACCCUUUCACCUAACUAAACUCUCUCCUGCCUUCAUAAAACCCCUCUCCUCCUUCCCACACAUAUCAAACACACUCACUUGCAAUUCUAAAUCUCCCAAGCAAACACAGCUGCACGCCCACACAAAUUAGUAAAACUAUAAAGAUGACCAAACAGGCCGUCUCCUCCCUUUCCAUUCUACUUGUGUUUCUCUUCCAUUUCAUCACAACCUCAGCCCAGCCCGCUGCGGCUCCAACCCAGCCCGCCAACGCCCCGACCCAACCCACCAAUCCACCGGCUCAGCCGCCCAAUCCCCCAGUCCAGCCUGCCAAAGCCCCAGCACAGCCUGCCCAGGUCCCGGUGCAGAAGGGUCCCAUCGACGUCACCAAAAUCCUUGAAAAGGCUCAUGGCUACUCGGUCUUUGUCCGCCUCUUAAAGAGCACAGGUGUGGCUAAGCAACUUUAUGGGCAGCUAAACAAUUCAAACAUUGGGUUUACCAUCUUUGCUCCUACUGAUUCCGCAUUUUCGAACCUUAAACCGGGCACAAUAAACUCUCUGUCUGACCUACAAAAGACCCAACUAAUACAGUUUCAUAUUUUGAACACCGUUGUUACUCUGUCAAACUUCCAAACCUUGAGCAAUCCAGUGCCGACUGAAGCCGGAGAUGUUAGCGCCGGUGCAUUUCCACUAAACAUUACCACCGCUGGAAACCAAGUGAACAUCUCGACUGGCCUUGUAAACACCACAUUGGGCGGUACAGUGUAUUCGGAUGACCAGCUUAUUAUUUAUCAAGUGACCAAAGUGCUUCUUCCGCUGGACAUUUUCAGUCCUAAGGCUAAAAAAGUAGCUGCAGCCCCCACACCAACGCUGUCGAAGCCUAAGACGACAAAGGAGGAUGCUCCGGUGAGUCCGUCUGGUGCUGCCAAAGUGGAUGAGGCUGCGGCAGUAAGUCUCAGCAGGCAUGAAAUGUUAGAAUCUAUUGGAGUUGCCGUGGUUGCAUUCUUUGUGAUGAAAGGAAUUUGAUGGUUUGUACGUACCACCUUUAUUAGCUUAUUUGCUAUGGCGGGUCCCAUUGUCGAGGCACUGCAAGAAUUUUUGAGUUGGGUUCAACGGUCAUGAUCAGCACCAAGUGCUUUCAAAAUAAUUGCCUUCUUUCCUUGUACCAACUGUUUCUUUUGUUGGCUAAGCUUGUCCAUGUGAGUGUAGGGGCAUUUUAUGUUUAUACUUUUUUUUUAUCUCUAUUGUCCUUUCUGGUUUUCUGAUUUACAUAUUCUAUAUAGUUGGUGAUUUUUAUAUAUAUAUAUA